Funneliformis geosporum is the source of this 266-nucleotide messenger RNA. The record is from the annotation of a GenBank genome assembly. NCBI's taxonomy places the organism in Eukaryota, Fungi, Glomeromycota, Glomeromycetes, Glomerales, Glomeraceae.
AUGGAUUUUACAUUAGGAAAUGAACGGAACGAUCAGAGUUAUGUGACUUUAGUUGAACCAGAUCUUGUGAAGCAAGAUAAUAAUGAGCUAAUUCCGGAGGAAUCGCUAGAUAAAAAUCAAAUUGUAGAACAGGAACUAAUACAAAAGCUGUGUGGUACCUUUGGCAUCUAUUCAUCUAUAUCUACUGAAGACAAUAUCAGUUCUACCGAUACUAAUUCCUCUUGCAAUGGAUCAGAAAAUAUGAUUUCAGGUUCUGCUCAACACUU